Messenger RNA from Thelazia callipaeda (thelaziosis nematode), 2622 nucleotides. The record is from the annotation of a GenBank genome assembly. NCBI's taxonomy places the organism in Eukaryota, Metazoa, Nematoda, Chromadorea, Rhabditida, Thelaziidae.
AUGUCGUCAUCAGGUCAUCCUAAAGACUACAUUUGUGAUGUUUCUAUGGAAAUAAGCCAUCGCUUUUUCCCACUUCCUAUUGUCGCAGUGCCAAAUAUUUUGAUUAAUUGGCCACAUUUGCAAGAAUAUAGUUUUGAGCAUGAAAGAAAGGCAAUUGCGGAUUACGAAAAAAACAUGUCUACUUUGUCAGCAAAAAUGAAAGACCUGAGCGCUACAAACACGACAAAAGUGGAUACGCGAGGCGGAUCAAAUAUUGUAGUUAAAUCACAAGACAGAUCGGCAGGAUUUCAUGCAAACAAAAUUCAACCAAAUGUUAUUUUAGAACCCUGUCGUGCUGUAGCAAUACCUUUCAAUGAAAGACAAAAUACGAAGCCAUCGAGAUCAUCAGUCAAUAUUUUUGAGGAAUUCGAGCUGAAACCUAAUUUUUUUGAUCUCUUGGAAUUAAGUACUAUUGAUGAUAAGGCUGCCCUUGAACAGAUACUUGCCAACUAUCCACCGCCAUUGUCAACAAAUGUUGCAGGAAGUAGCACUGACUCUAAAACAGAGUUGUUGUCCACUUCGCCUAUUCCGAAUGUGAUAUCUAGUAUAGCAAAAAAUGACGAUGACAGCAGUUUAUACAAUUUGCCAACUACUCUUAAAACUUGUAACAGCUCUGUGGGUGUUAGUGUUUCAAGUACCUCUUAUAAACUUGAGAUAUUGGAAAAAACAUCAACACUUUCAACGAUUUAUCCAGACAAUAUUUUCACAGUUGGACGGUUGAAAUAUCGAACUUUAUUGCUCAACCCUCAGUCUGCAUCUCUUUACGUUGGCGCUAGUGGGAAUUUAUUCCGAUUGUGGGCAUAUAAUAUCAAUACAACAGCUUCAACAGAUGGUCUGUAUGCUCACAUAGAGCUUCCAGUUUCUCGCACUGAUGCAGAAGAGUGCCGGCGUGCUGGUCACACUGACUGCACAAAUGGAGUCCGGCUUAUGUUUUUAAAGGAAGGCCGUCAGACGUUGUUGGUUUGCUCUUCUAAUGCUAUGAAACCACAAAUUCGUGAACUAGACGCUUUGACACUACAGGAACGCUCUUCACCGGAAAAUGUUAUUGGCGUGUGUUCACCAUAUACAGAUCUCAAUACAACAGCAGUACUUGUCGAAUGGGGGAAUCCCGAGGACAUACCUGCUAUUUAUUCUGGAAUAAGAACAGGUCUGGUUCUUGAUAAUCAUCUUAUUUACCGCCCACCUCUAAUAAAAAACAAUAAAGAAAUAUAUUCAUCAAUGCGUACCAUAUAUACGGACUCCAAGUGGUUGUAUGAGCCUGAUUUUGUGGCAUCCUUCGAUAUUGGCAAAUAUGUUUAUUUUUUUUUCCGUGAAAUUGCUAUCGAACAUGAGAACUGUGGACGUGUAGUGUACUCCAGAGUUGCUCGUAUUUGUAAGAAAGAUGUUGGUGGAAAAAAUGUUAUGCGACAGGUAUGGACUACUUUUGUCAAAGCACGUCUGAAUUGUUCAAUUUCCUCAACAUCUUCUGUGUAUUUUAAUGAAAUUCAAUCAUUGCAAAGAGUAGAGGGUACUUCAGACAACUUCUUUUAUGCCACUCUAACUACUUCUGAUGUAUCGUUUGGUGGAAGUGCUGUUUGUGUGUUUUCUUUGAGUAAAAUCAAUCAGCUCUUCGACCAUGGAUAUUUUUUGGAGCAGACUUCAUCUGGUGGAUGGACUACUACACCAUCCGAAAGUGUUCCUGGUCAUCGCCCUGGGACGGCAAUUUCGGAUGAUAGUUUACAUUUUGCACGAUCUCAUUUACUGAUGGCAGAUGCUGUAUCAGCUGAUCUUCUAUUGUUAGCAUUAAGAAAUGAAUUGUUCACUCAUAUUGCUGUAGAUACACUGGAAAAUGUUAACAUUGUUUUCAUUUAUUCACAUGGAUCUCAGAAAUUGCACAAGAUAGCGCACUGGUUUGAUGGAUUAGAUACGUAUUCAAAACUUCUUGCAACUUAUAAUAUAAAAACUAACGGGAAUAUUUUUGCAAUGACGUUGCUACCUGGAGAAUUUGUGUAUUUAGCAGGAGAAAACCAUGUAGCUCAGUACCUUUUGUCACAGUGCUCACAUUAUGCAAUAUGUAUUCAGUGUGCUCGUGACCCAUACUGUUCAUGGAAUACUGCCCGUGGAUCAUGUCAUACACGUGAACAGUCUCAUUUAUCUUCGGUUGGUUGGAUCACUGCCAUUUCUAAGAAUGUUGACAAAUGUUUGGAAAAUGUGAAGCGUACAAUAAUUUAUGCGUAUUCUGGUGAUACCUUGCAUCUUACUUGUGUGGUACACUGUACAUGGUUUUUUGAUGGUGAUAAAGUUUCUUCUUCUGAAAAGCGACUUCUUACUAUUGAAGGAGGACUUAUCUCUGGAGAAGAGAGUGGCAUCUAUAAAUGUUUCUUCAGUGAAGAGAUUGUUAUGAUUUAUGAAGUCACUGUUGAUGAGGCUGAAUGUGCCCAGCCAACAAGCGUAGCUCAGUUCAAGUCGAAAUAUAGAGAGUGGUGCAAUAAGUUUGCCAAAUACAAACAAUCAGCUGAAAAGUGGCAGCUUUGGUACGAUGACAAUGCAGCGCAUUGUCCAAAACAAAGAAUAGCAGAUUUCAGUCACAUUGUUGGUGAAUAG